Molecule: messenger RNA, 1179 nt
Organism: Lottia gigantea (owl limpet)
Lineage: Eukaryota; Metazoa; Mollusca; Gastropoda; Lottiidae
Exons: 1
Coding region: 1-1179 (392 amino acids)
Source: RefSeq, a predicted model, not a curated record
AUGUUGAGGAAAACCACGAAACUCUUUAUAUUGAUAAUAUUACCAACAGUCAUAUAUUUGUAUUUAACAUCUCCCUCACAAUCCCUUGUUAGACCAAAGAUAGAAUUUUUCUCUAAAAACGAGAAGAGGUCACCUACUGUGUCCGGUAUCCUAGCUACCAAGAAAUCAAACUACAGUUCCAGUAGUGGUCUCCAUGCCACACAAGUUUUAAAACGUAGACAAAGUGCCAAGAAAGCUACAAAGGCACUGAAAACAGCAAACUCUGAAAAAUUUUUGAUGUACCUUUGUGAUGGUAGAAAACUUUGUGGUGGAUUAAGUGAUCGGCAGCGGGGAAUAGCUUACGCCUUCAUGGUUGCGCUUCAGCUGGAUAGAAAGUUUGGAAUCAUCAUGUCUACACCUUGUGAUAUUAGACAAUUUUUUAUUCCAAAUAAAUACAACUGGAUUAUUGCUGAAAGUGCCCUGGUCGGGAAAUCACAGAAAAUCAUCAAGUUUAUGCAUAGAGGAAUAUAUGAUUUGUCAAACGAAACAGCCGAGGUGAUAUAUUUAAAAUCUAGUACUCUUCUAUAUUGUGACGUAUAUCGUCAAAUCGAGCAUAAAUUACCCCCAUAUCUUAAAGGUGGAACGACACGAACCCAAAUUUUUAAACUUAUUUGGGAAUCAUUGAUGAAACCAUCACGUCACGUGAUCAAUCGUUUAAAAACAAUCGCUCUGCGAGAAAAUAUGACUUGUGCGCAUGUCCGGAUCGGACAAAGUGAAAAUUUGCCCAACGAUGCAUCGAAGAAUAACAUAACGAAUGUGCCAAAACUUUGGGAAUUUAUGGAUAAAUUGGACACAGCAAAUAAAAUAUUUAUCGCAACUGACAAUAUCGAAGUUCGAAAUACAGCACGGCGGCGAUUCGGUAAGCGUUAUUUUGAUUCCGAGGGUAAAAUCCUACACAUUGACAGACAAAAAGGAAUGGAUGCGGACUGCCUUGGGUUCGAGACUGCAGUAGUUGAUCAAAUAAUACUGUCCAAAUGUAAGGUUCUAAUAGUCUCAAAGAGUGGUUUCAGUGAACUAGCCGCCUCGAUUAGAAAUGAUCCAAAAGAACUCUAUAAAUUUCAACGUUCCAAUAUAUUUCCCCUCCAUUUCCCAGAGCCGCAGCUCAAUGGAUCCCAUUGUACACGAAUGAAACCAAUAUAA